AUGGGCUUUCGGAAGUGCUUCUUACGUGGAACAGCACAGACCAUUCUAAACCGGAUUUUGGCGAAGGGUAAAGGGAGGGUUAGAACGGGUAUAAGGAUCCUAAUAUUAGGGAACUAUAGUAAAAGGAAGGCGGCUGCUGAUAUUAAUCUUAAGAAAAAGAAGAAGAAGAUUACUAGCGAAAUUAUUGUUAAAGGGAUUCGUUUUUUUACCGAAGUUAUUAAAGAUCCUACCCUACUGUAUAUUUUUAAUGGGGAAAGCGGAAUGCUAAGCCGAUAUUUUAGUUAUUUAUGUUGGCUAGUAAUUGUAUCUUUCUAUUAUAUAUAUUAA
Molecule: messenger RNA, 327 nt
Organism: Neurospora hispaniola
Lineage: Eukaryota; Fungi; Ascomycota; Sordariomycetes; Sordariales; Sordariaceae
Exons: 13
Coding region: 1-327 (108 amino acids)
Source: RefSeq, a predicted model, not a curated record